Molecule: messenger RNA, 3509 nt
Organism: Erpetoichthys calabaricus (reedfish)
Lineage: Eukaryota; Metazoa; Chordata; Cladistia; Polypteriformes; Polypteridae
Gene: zfpl1
Product: zinc finger protein-like 1
Exons: 8
Coding region: 147-1133 (328 amino acids)
Cellular component (GO): Golgi apparatus
Source: RefSeq, a predicted model, not a curated record
CAAAAUUGAGACGUCAUCAAAAUGCGCCACUCCGGAAGAGACGUGGCAGCACAAAGAGAGUCGGAAAUUAAAUGCCUUGGGCUUCAUGUUGUACUGUAAACUCCGGGACAUCUCAUUGACAAGACGUUUGGCUGAUUUGGUUGACCAUGGGUCUAUGCAAAUGUCCCAAAAGAAAAGUGACAAACCUUUUCUGUUUCGAGCAUCGUGUGAACGUUUGUGAGCAUUGUCUUGUUUCCAAUCAUUCCAAGUGCAUAGUCCAGUCAUAUCUUCAGUGGCUUCAGGAUAGUGACUACAAUCCCAAUUGUCGGUUAUGCCUUACUCCCCUGUCAGAGAAGGAGACAACUCGCCUAGUAUGUUAUGAUGUUUUCCAUUGGUCAUGUCUAAAUAGUCUUGCUGGUCAACUCCCAGUGAAUACUGCACCUGCAGGUUACCAAUGUCCAUCCUGUCAGGGACCAAUCUUUCCACCUUCAAACCUUGUAAGCCCAGUGGCUGAAGUGUUGCGCGAAAAACUAUCUACUGUCAACUGGGCCCGUGCUGGAUUGGGUCUGUCCUUGAUUGAAGAAAAUGAGGCAGUUCAUUACACAGAAUCGCAUGAUGUCACAGACUAUACUGAUUGGUCAACAUUCAACUCUUCGGCAGUUCAUUCCUCAGAAACAAUAACAGAAUCCUCCCAGUCGACAGCAUUAACCUACAGUUCAAGAUCAAAUGCACCAUCACAUUCUGACUAUACAAUGAGCCUAAACAAUGGAGGUGUCAGGGAGAGUCAUGCUGUCAUAAACAUGAGUGGCACUGCAGCAAAUGAAUCAAUAACUAUUCAUGCAGCAUCGUCUCCUCGAAAGAUGUAUGACACUCGUGACACUGAGAAUUCUUCAGUGACUCAAAUUGAUUUUGAUGAUGACAAGUACAGGAGACGAUCUGCACUAAAUUGGUUUGCUCAAAUAUUAAAGAACCGUUCCAGCUCUAGGAAGAGACCCCGAUCCAUGAAACAACGUGUGCUGAUGGUAUUGAUAAUUGGGAUCAUAGGUUUCUUCACUCUUAUUCUCAUCAUGUCAAAACUUGGAAGAGCAUCAACUGAAAAUGACCCAAAUUUGGACCCACUUCUGAACCCCAAUAUUCGAGUAGGGCAGGAGUGACCAACUAUUAUCAUCUACAUGGUUUUUCUAAUACAUCUUUAAAAGGAGGAAAAAAAACAUUGCUGAACCAAAUAUGCACUUCUUCUCUUGGAAGACUGACAGUUAAAGCAUCUGGGAGAGAGACACUGAAAGAAAGCAUACCACUGUGAUAAUACAUUGUUACACACUGAAUGUGACAUCUUUUAAGCGGUGGCUGAUUUGGCUGAUGAUGAUGAUGAUGAUGAUAUCUUCUGAAAGUUCUAGAGCUCGUGUGUGUGUAGUCAGGAGAUAGCUGCUCUCUCCUUCAGUUGAUUUUAGCUCCUCUUUCACUCAACUACUAUGCCUAUGUAGGAGACAUCUUAAAGAGGGCAUUUGUUUCUGGUGUCAGCAAAAUUUUGAAACAUUUUGCUUAAUUUUGUAAGUGUGGCAGUAAAUACCAAGUAGUUUUGGCUUCUAGACCUAAAAAUAUUUGAGGGGCAGAAGUGGAAACCAUUCAGUUGAAACAUCACAUUUUUUUAAUUCAUAAAUCAUCCCUUUUUUUUUUUUUUUUUUUAAAUCACUGUUUUUCUUAUAAAUCAUCAUGCCUUUUCUCAGCUAUUGUGUGUUAGACUAACAGGUUAAACACUAAAAAUCUUUAAUUAAAAUGUUUAUUAGCAUGAUAAGGUUAUUUUUUUAAGUGUUCAAAUUGUCUUUCAGUUACCUUGUGUGUAUUUUCUGUACAGGAAAAUGUAAAUAUUCUUUUUGGGUGAAUUAUAUUGUAAUAAUUUUGUUUUAAUUUUUUUCCAGUUUAAGAAGAAUAAUUCUAUAAAAUAUACAAGCUUAAAGAAACAUAAUAAUACAUUAUAUUAAAAUUGCCUAUCCUUUCUGUAUGUAAUUGUCAUUCUGUUAUUUUUGCCUUCUUUCCCAAAGUCUGACUUUGAGAUUAAAGACCAUUUCCAGAUUCAAAAUUAUGUCAUGCAUUAAUUUCACAACAUAGGCAUUCUUAAUUCUUUAUUAACUUGGUUUUGCAGCACUGUGCUUUAGGUGCGUUUUCAAUCUUUUGGAAAGAGCUAUAUCAUCUGGCCACUAUUUAUUUUAUAUAACUCUAAUGUGUUUAUAAAUUUUUACUCCUCUCUAGAUUGCCGAUAAACGGGGGAUCUCUAUAAUAAUACCCUAAUUUUAAAAACUGAUUUUUAUAGACAAUUCUUUUUUGUAAAUCCUGCUUUCAAAAGGAUCAGUGUUAAAUGGUUUGCAAAAUAUAAAGGAUGCACUAUUAAAUCUAAAUAUAAAAGAUGUAUUUUUAGAGGAAAUGAUAGAUAUUUAGCUUUUCAUGUUUUUUGCUAUAUCUACAGCCAGAUGGUCUGUUUCUAUAGUUCAAAAGAAUAAACAAGGAAACAAAUAAGAUCUCUCCUAAACUACUGUUAAAAGGAAUAUCUGUACCUACUAACUCCAGUAGCACCUUAGUCUCCAAUGGUAGAAAGUGGUCAGCACUUUAAUUAAAUCUUAUCCAAUAAAAUGUGUUCUUAUGCUUAUUUUUUUAGAUUAUUUAGAAUUGUCUAAUUUGACCAAAUAUAUUUCUUCAGGCCACUUAUUUACCAUUUCCUUAUCUUUCUAAUAUAUUGGAUAAAGAUAGCAACAGGCAGAAAGUGAAACGUUUAAAUGUGAAAGAAUGCCAAUGCCAUAUAACUGUUUGGAGGUAUGUUUAUUGUGCAUUUUAACUGUUUUGUCCAUUUUAAUAUAUUUAAAGCUAGAUAUUUAUCCUUUCAAUAGAAAAGGUUUUAUGUAAGAAAUAGCAAAAAUCACUUUGGGGCAGGAAAUCAGUUUGUUUUUUUAUUUAAUACAAUUUUUCACUAGCUUACUGUACCUCUUAUUCAAGCAUUACUAGUUUAGAACUGAAAUGCACACCAAAUAUCUAUCUGCAUAUUGAAAUUGAAAAGCUGCAUUAUUCUUGCUACUGCAUCAGAGGAUGAAAGUGAAAAUUCACAAAAAGAAAAAAAAAUGCUCUGCUUUAGGAAGCAUUUAUGGCCUAAAUGCAUCUGAUAUCCUCAUUACGUGAUACUCAGGAGUAUUUCUUAUUUAUGUAAUCAUUUAAUUAAAGAGUGCAUAGAAUAUUGUGCAGUUUCUCUUCUGAGCUGACAUUUGCUGACUUUUAUUAUUUUGCACUUGAUAGCUUGUCAUUUUUGUGUAUGUAUGGAUUCUAGUUUCUAACAAAUGGAACUGGGAGGCUUUUUUUUUUAUUUUAAUUUUGACGGUUUAACUCGCGUGGUUGUAAUUUGGUAUGGGCAAUAUACCAUUAGAUUUUUAAAUAACAAUAAUGAUAAUUGUAUGUUUCAGCUUUGUAUUAAUUUACUCAAUGAAACAUUGUACUAAAAGAGAUAAAGGUGAAAUUUUGAUGUAUAAAGGGAUUUUUGCAGUUUA